Messenger RNA from Argiope bruennichi, 540 nucleotides. Its product is annotated as coiled-coil-helix-coiled-coil-helix domain-containing protein 7-like. The record is from RefSeq and is a predicted model, not a curated record. NCBI's taxonomy places the organism in Eukaryota, Metazoa, Arthropoda, Arachnida, Araneae, Araneidae. The coding region runs from base 118 to 420 and encodes 100 amino acids. The transcript has 3 exons.
CUGUAACUAACUGUUUGCUGGAAAGGUUAUUUUGAUUUUAAAUUCGUCUGCUUUCCUAAACGAUAUGAAAAAAAUGUGUGCUACUUAAGAAAAAUUGUUUUAUAACACAGAAUACAGAUGUCGGACUUUCAUCAAAUUUCCGACGGAGAAAGGCACGAAGAAGCCAAAAGACAAUUUAAAGAAAGAACUGAAAGAAUAAAUCCUUGUUAUAAGGAACGAGAUGCUUCCUUAAAAUGCUUGGAUGAGUUCUACUAUGCUCGAGCAAAAUGCCAACCAUAUUUUGAUAAUUACAAAAAUUGCAGAGCAUUUUGGGGUUUUGUGGUGCGUGAAAGGAGGAAGGCGGGUAUUAAACCUCACAUCCCAGCCCCUGAAGAAAGGGAUCAGGUUAAGGCUGAGUACCUACCGCGCUUCAAACCUUGAAGAAACACAUUUCUGUACAAAAUAAGUGAUGUAAAUAAACUGAUCUUUUAUGUUUUAAGAUUGCACAUUUUUUCAAAUUUUUGUGAAAAAAUGUCACUAAUAAACUGUUAAAUUUCUGAA